Molecule: messenger RNA, 2245 nt
Organism: Lemur catta (Ring-tailed lemur)
Lineage: Eukaryota; Metazoa; Chordata; Mammalia; Primates; Lemuridae
Gene: ARFGAP1
Product: ADP ribosylation factor GTPase activating protein 1
Exons: 14
Coding region: 588-1835 (415 amino acids)
Biological process (GO): regulation of endocytosis; regulation of ARF protein signal transduction
Cellular component (GO): Golgi membrane
Molecular function (GO): GTPase activator activity
Source: RefSeq, a predicted model, not a curated record
UUCUGACUUUCGCUUGUGUGUCUGUUGACCAAUCGUGAGCUCCUGAGGGCAGGAAUAGCGUGUGGAAACAGGACCGAGCGUGAACACCUGGACUGGUCUCUUGCGGCGUGGCAGCUGUGACCACAGGUGACCACCUGCCCCCCCACAGGCCCUGCUGGGUUCACAGCCGUGCGUGUGCCUGUCCCGAAUGCCAGCUCCGCACAGGGCCCUCGUGUGGCUGCAGUGAGAGCUCAGACCCACGGUGCUCUCUGCCCCUUUCCUGGCUUUAGUGCUGUGGGUGGCAGUAAUUCUCCUGAAUGGGUCACGCAGGGCCGAGUCCUGUGGGCACGGCUUGUGGUUUUAGGACACCGGCACGUGUGGCCCAGAGAGCCGGUGUUUAUUUCCUGACCUCAAGCAGCUCAAAGCCGCACGUAGAGUGAAGCUCCCCCUCUGCGACUGGUAGAAAAGCUGGUCGGUCUAAACUGUCACCUUAAACACAGCAGCGAGGAGGAAAGGGGUGACGCUGGAAAGGACAGCCGUGCAUGCGUGUGUAGCUUCCCAUCACUCGGGGUGCUGUGUUCCUCACGCAGCGGCGUGCUGCCGUCAGCAUGGCCAGCCCAAGAACCAGGAAGGUACUUAAAGAAGUCCGGGUGCAGGACGAGAACAAUGUUUGUUUUGAGUGUGGCGCAUUCAAUCCCCAGUGGGUCAGUGUGACCUACGGCAUCUGGAUCUGCCUGGAGUGCUCGGGGAGACACCGCGGGCUUGGGGUUCACCUCAGCUUUGUGCGCUCUGUCACCAUGGACAAGUGGAAGGACAUUGAGCUGGAGAAGAUGAAGGCAGGUGGGAACGCCAAGUUCCGGGAGUUCCUGGAGGCUCAGGAGGAUUACGAUCCCCGCUGGUCCCUGCAGGAGAAGUACAACAGCAGAGCCGCGGCGCUGUUCCGGGAUAAGGUGGCCACCCUGGCCGAAGGCAGAGAGUGGUCUUUGGAGUCCUCACCUGCCCAGAACUGGAUUCCACCUCAGCCCAGGACGCUGCUGUCCUCCACCCACCGAGGCCCCGGCCAGACGCAGAACGUGACUGCCGCCUCUGACAAGGCUUUCGAAGACUGGCUGAGUGACGACCUCGGCUCCUAUCAAGGGGCCCAGAGCAAUCGCUAUGUGGGGUUUGGGAACACGCCGCCGCCUCCGAAGAGGGAAGAUGACUUCCUCAACAAUGCCAUGUCGUCCCUGUACUCGGGCUGGAGCAGUUUUACCACUGGAGCCAGCAGGUUCGCCUCGGCCGCGAAGGAGGGCGCCACAAAAUUUGGAUCCCAAGCAAGUCAAAAGGCUUCGGAGCUGGGCCACAGCCUGAGCGAGAGCGUCCUCAAGCCUGCGCAGGAGAAGGUGAAGGAGGGGAGGAUUUUCGACGAUGUGUCCAGUGGGGUCUCUCAGUUGGCGUCCAAGGUCCAGGGAGUCGGCAGUAAGGGAUGGCGGGAUGUCACCACCUUUUUUUCUGGGAAGGCAGAGGACUCCUCGGAUGGACCCCCAGAGGGCCACGGUUACCAGAGCAGCGGCGGGGACAACUCGCAGAGCAGCGCCAUAGACCAGAGCUUCUGGGAGAGCUUCGGAAGCGCGGAGCCCUCCAGGGCCCGCAAGUCCCCCAGCAGUGACAGCUGGACGUGUGCUGACACCUCGACGGAGAGGAGGAGCUCGGGCAGCUGGGAAGUGUGGGGCUCGGCGUCCAACCACAGGGACAGCAACAGCGACGGCUGGGAGAGCUGGGAGGGCGCUGGCGGGGAGGGCAGGGCCAAGGCCGCCAAGAAGGCAGCGCCGCCGGCUGCGCCUGCCGACGAGGGCUGGGACAACCAGAACUGGUAGGGCCCUGCACGCCCCAGCCCUGGCGCCCUCGGUCCCUGCGUUUGCACUCUGCCCUUCCUCCCGCUCCCGUCGGACCGAGAACCAGCCACCCAGCGUGCACACGGCUCCCAGGAGGCAGGGCCCUGGGGACUCGGGUCGGUGCCGUCUGGCCGGGGGGGCUGGCUCGCUCUCCAGGGCCGUGUGGGGGACGCCUGCCCAUCCCGCACCCUCUGAGUCACCUCCUGGGACUCUGUCGGGUCUCGGGACCGGGCGCUGUCCGCUGCCAGGCGGUGGAUGCGGGCACAGAGCCCUGGGACCAGCCGGCAGCCAGUUCACCAGGAAGCACCCCCGGGGGCUGGGACCGCGCCAUGUGCAGUGCUGUCAGCGACGGGCUGUUCCUUUUCGUUGAAAUGUUGUUUUUUACCGUUAAA